Hevea brasiliensis (rubber tree) is the source of this 1655-nucleotide messenger RNA. RefSeq lists its product as uncharacterized. The transcript is spliced from 3 exons. Bases 150 to 1166 code for a protein of 338 amino acids. NCBI's taxonomy places the organism in Eukaryota, Viridiplantae, Streptophyta, Magnoliopsida, Malpighiales, Euphorbiaceae. The record is from RefSeq and is a predicted model, not a curated record.
UUUGUAUUGGCUAUUCAACAACCGUUAAAACCCUUCUAAAGCCGCCCUUUCUCCUUCCCAUUCCUCCAUUUCUCUAGCGUAACUACAGAGAGAAUUAAAAGAGAGAGAGAGAGAGAGAGAGAAUAGCGAUUAGUAAAAAUUCAAGAAAAAUGAGUGAACUCGAUCAAAAGCUGGAAACCACCUCCGCCACUAACAAUAACGGCAAAAGCAUCCCGGAAAAUCUCCCAGAAGAAUCCAUCGAUUUCGCUCUUCUCCGCCUUGACAGCUUCAAUUCCUCUGCUAAUACCACAACCACUUCCGCCACCGCUACCAACUGCCAUACUCCCUGCACUGCCUGUGGCUGCUCCGGUUCUACUGUUCCUUCCACCAACGUCUUUUCUUCCUACAACAAACGCCGCUCUCCUGAACUCAUUACUCCUUCCUUGGACCCUCAAGAUCAAAUCACCAAAAAGCCCAAGAAACUCUUUCUUGAACCCCACGAGAACACCAACAUAACAUCCACUAGUCCUUCACUCCGUGAUUUCUCCAAGAUCACCCUCCCUUGCACCUCAUCCUUGCUUAAUUUUGGACCCGCCAAGCCAAUUAAUACCAACUCCCUUCCCGUCCUGCGCCGCUGCCAUUCCGAUCCUUACAGUCCUCCAGUGGCAGGGUUGGACACUCAUUCUGGGUCCGGCACGGGUUCUUCAGCAAACCUGCUCCCGCAAUCGCCACCAGAAAGCGCCAAGACGGUGGGGGCCACAGCUGUGGCAACGCCCGGGUCAAAGGCAGCUGCUUCUUUACCACCACGGCCGCCGAUGCUCAGGAGGACUGUGUCGGACCCAUCACCUAACAAAAGCUUUUCGCGGUCAUCGAGUUGUGAUGAUGUGACUGUUGACGAGUGUCCCCAAUAUAAGUGGCUGAGGAAAAUGAGAGAUUGCAUGAAGGAAAUGAAUCAGUGGUGUGUUGAACUUAUGCCCGGUGGAGUGAUGGGCGAAGAUGAACAAGAAGAUAAAGGCACUCAGGGCAAUACUGCCAAUGCAACGAAGGCUGGUUCAGUGAUAGAAUAUGAAGAAGCUGUUUGUGUGGAGAGAACUGGGGAGUGCUUAGUUGUCCAUUUCAAGUGUCCCUGUGGCAAAGGCUAUCAGAUUCUUCUCUCUGGAAGAGACUGCUACUACAAGCUCAUUUAGUAGCAUAUAAUUGGCCCAGCAGGCGGAUUCUAGCUCCUGAUAGAGUACUCAUUCUUUUUAGAUUUGAAUUCUCCACUAAAAUUCUUAGAUGGAACCCAUUUCAUUUCCUACAUGCUAAUUCCUUCUUUAGGUUUCUUGUUACUAAUAAAUUCUGUUGUUCUUAGAGCAUAAAAUUCUUUUUUGGAUCGACUUUGGUUGAUGAUACCCAUUUCUGAACAGUUCUCAUCUCUAUAGGCCUUAGGGUCCCUGUCCUUUCCAUAAGCAUUCUUUGGGAGUUCAGAUGUUGUCUUCUUAAAUAUGAAUGUUAGCUUAGAUGAAUUACUAUUCAUCUCUGUAUUUGUCUAACCGAGACAGAUAGGAUGCCAGUGUCACUCUGUUGAUUGUAUUGUAAUGUUGGGGAAUAAAUAAAUAAUCCAUGAAGUGUAAUGGUGGGCGUACAGACUGUUGGAAUUCUUCCAGGGAAUGAUUAACGAAUGAAUUUUACUGGUA